CUUGAUGAGAUGGUGAAGCUCAGAUUCAUAGGAGAAGCAAAGAAGGCAGUUUGUUUGAAGAGGCAAAAAUCAGCACAGGCAGCUCAUGUCCCAUUUUCAGUGUUGGUGGCAUUAGGUAAAUCUCAAGAGCAAAUCACCCUCUCCAUACAUGAGCCUAUUAUUCAUCACUACAAUCGCCUUGGAAGAGUAAUGGUCACAUACAAUUCCUCUGCUGGUACUUGGCACUGCCCAUGUGCAAAGCCCAGAAUGUCUUGCCCUCACAAAAACAUUGCCAAAUGGCACUUAUUCCAAACAAAUAAGAGCUUAUUCACAACAGAGAAAGCUACUAAAUCGAGUGACACCUUGUGUCCACAGCACUCAGAUGAGCUCAUCGACACUCCCCCAAUUGACCUUCAAAGCACCGUGGAAUAUAUAUAUAACAAAAAGAAAAUUCCAGGUAAUCUCCCAGAAGCAGCGGCCAAAUCAAACACAUUUCCGUCAAGGUAUCUUCCAGUGGAGACAACUUGUAUGAUCUGCGAUGGUGAAAUUGCACUUGAUGAGCCAGCACUGAUUACUGCGAAAGCUAAAAUUGUAACCAUGGAAAGUAUCAUUGAUGGCAUCUCUACUUACACCAGAAGAUGCCUAGGGUGUAAUAUGAUAUAUAGGUACCAGGAAUGGCAGGAUGGUCUCCACAAUUUUGAUGAUCAUGUGCUUUUGAGUCUCGAACUUUGUCUGUAUCUAAGACACAGUUUACAGAACCACGUAUCAGUUUCCAGGGCUAUAGACACUUUGGAGGGCUUACGGGGAGUAAAACACCCUAACAGAGACACCAUACUCCAUACUCCAUGGGCUGGACCAAAAAUCCAUUUGCUGUGCAACGUAGUUAUUCUAGGUGGGCUCCAUAGAUAG
Molecule: messenger RNA, 888 nt
Organism: Sinocyclocheilus rhinocerous
Lineage: Eukaryota; Metazoa; Chordata; Actinopteri; Cypriniformes; Cyprinidae
Exons: 4
Coding region: 10-888 (292 amino acids)
Source: RefSeq, a predicted model, not a curated record